CAAGAAUACAGACACUGUAACUUGAGUUUUAUGGUAUGGAAAAGAAUAUGGCGGUUGAUGGACAAACUCAUAUGUUAACAAGUCCAAGCACUGAUGAAUUGGCAGAAGGCAUAGCUACUGGUGGAUGUAGUGAGGGAGUGACCAGUCUCAUGGAAAAGAUGAAAGAUCCAGAAGAUGUGUCGAGGGAGAAAUCGCCGGAAAUAUCUACUAGGGUUUUAACUGUAAAUUUCAGUGCUCGAAAUUACAAGGGAACGCUUGAAGCUUGCGAUGGUCUGGCAGUUGAGAUAACAAAAGAAAUCGAGAAAUCUUUGACUCGUGCCCAGCGGUGGAGCACUCUCUGGAGACAUCGGAGAGAAAACAGUCAAAGCUCUUACAGUACGUCUAAUUUAUUGUGGCUUGCUUUAGCAUUUGUGGUGGUCUGGAUAGCCUCUGUAACAUGGAUGUUUUUAAACGGCGUCAAUUUGACCCAGUGGAAAAAGCUAAAAUAUGGAUCUAUACCUGCAACUGUAAUGGCGAUUUUCGUGCCUGCACCAAGUUCAUCAGUUUCUUUCUUCAAAUUGAAGCCCGUGAGCCAUUACGUAAGUCUUCGUUUCAGCUCUGAGUAUUCAGAGCAAUAUGGUCAGCAACAGAGGGUUAUUUCAGACAUCAAAUUUUUGAAGUAAGAAAUUGGGAGAAAACCCUACCCUGUUUUUUCUUUCUUUGCAGGUGAAAAAUUCAAAUUUUGGCGGAGUUUCCUAGACGACAAGAUUAAGGGCACUCCUGUUCCCAAAUUUGGCUCAGCUCCACAAGAUAAGCUCCGUAUAAUAGCCUUUCUCAAUGACCUCGAUCAUUAUGAAGACUUAGUUUUAGUGCAGGUGUUGCAGGUCUUAAACACGGUACUUAAAGUCUGUGAAAUCAACUUUAUUGUAGCCCUUGACAAGAAUAUUAUUAGAAAGGCAUUUCAAACUUCUUCAGAGAAUGAGGAUGAUGUCGACCACUUUAUUAGCAGAAUUGUGGAACUGCCAGUCAUCCUAGUACACCCAGCAGUUGACGAGUGGGGGAAAAACGACAACCCUAUAGCAAAAGAUGAGGCCAUACCCACAGAAAAUAAUUGAUGUAAAAAUAAAAUUUAGUUUGAGAUUAUGAAUUUUUCCUCUUUAA
Molecule: messenger RNA, 1140 nt
Organism: Cryptomeria japonica (Japanese cedar)
Lineage: Eukaryota; Viridiplantae; Streptophyta; Pinopsida; Cupressales; Cupressaceae
Exons: 4
Coding region: 36-662 (208 amino acids)
Source: RefSeq, a predicted model, not a curated record